CAAAGAUCCCGCUGGGAUCACACCACUUGUGCAUGAGUAAGGUCGCACAAAGACUGUUCGAGACUCAAGGCUCUCGUGCAUUAUUAUGUGUAUGAUCUGCAUUUCACUUUGUAGAUCAAGGAUGCUUAUCAGUAGCAUAGUAGUACGGGGGAAAUGCUACACAUCCACGAGUCGACUUCCCACGUAGCAGCUGGUCUGGCCCGUGUAGAUCAUGAACUUGAUAUCUCAAGACGUCAACAAUUUCGAAGCCUGGACAGAGAUGGUCAGCAGCACUGCAGCGAGGUUCAACAACACAGUUGAAUUGCAUAAAUAUGCAUUCUCUCUUUGCACAACAAUGUGCAAGAAUCUCGAAACAUUGCCUCCAGGUGACAUUGGUAUGAUAGCUUCCGGCCAAGCCGUGCGAUGCUCCUGGCACGACAGGCCAAGUGUAUCGCGUAGCUCUUGCCAUCAUGCCCCGACAGGAUAUUCAUCAAGUUGCCCACAUCGUCCGUCCAUUGCUCCUUCAAUAGCCGCAAGUCUUUAGCAACAUCUUCUGCGGCAGCCUGUGCCUGGGCGGUGGGACAUGCAUUUUGAAGCACACCGUUUUCAACGUUGCACGGGUCCCUGUCAUUUCCAAGCCAAAGCUACAGCCAUCUAGAUAGAUGCCUGGACAAUUGACCUCUGAACUUCUGUUGUCACAUCCUCUGCUUCCAGCGCAAUGGACGCUGGUUGCACUCUGCCAGCUGUAACGCUUUCGAUGUACGGCUAAACCGGCGCAUCGACGCAUUGACGGAUACAGGCAGGUUCCUGGCUUGACACAGCAAAAUCCUUCGGCGCCUGAUGCAGAUUUCCAGCUCCGACAAGAGGUCAAAGAGAAGACUUACUCAGGUCUGCUUAGACCGCCGCCAUUCCUUGCCCUAAAGCAUCACCCAUCGCUUGCGGCAACAGUAGCAAUUGGAUGUUUUGGGUAUUUCAAGUGGGUUGAAUGCAGAGCCAGUGGUCAUAUCAAACCGUUCCUGGCGGGGGUAGAGCAUAUUGCCUUCAGCAUCUUGUCGCCCGUCGAACCUUACCAUGCCGUUGCCCUCUUCGUUGGACGGCCACUCUGGGCCGCAAUAUCCUUCUUCUGCCGCGAGUGGAGAGAAAAGGACUCACAACAGAGGGGCUGAGAUCAUUCCACAGUAAACCAGGGCUCAUGCGAGUUCGAACUGGUCACUGUCGCCCAAUGAAGAUAUAUUGCAGGCCAAUUGACACGACAGAAUCAGCAACAGCCAAUGCCUUCAGCUUUACUGUCUUUGAAAGAUGUGGAAUCAUGCCGGCGGGAAGCUGCUGCCUUACCUCUCACAUAGCCAGCACAAUUCAGAUUCGACGGUGUCAUGUUACUACUUGCUGAGCGGUGCGGACAGAUGUUGCACCGAUGCAUCUGUCCGUCCACCUCGCCGGCAGUCCUGGACCGGUCGCUAGGACGAGCCGCCACACGGGUGGCAGCGCCACGAGGACCUUCCGAGCAGUGAAUGACCUACCGACAAGAUUCCGCAAGUUCAAUCGUACGGUGGUUGCGACUCAGAGCCUAGGCUCGCGUAGAGCGAGCCAUGAGCGCCCAAGGCUAGCUGAAAGUGUAGAGUAAUUGACCGCCUCAAGCCACGGUAAUUCUAUAACUCUCCAAGCCAUGUCCAAAAAUGGGGGAUCAUGCAUUCAGUCCCGAAGGGUCUCAACUUGGGAAUCAAGAGCAAGCCAAAAACAGCACCCGAGAUGGCUGUGGGUGGUCGGCUACCGUUCAAGUUGGACUCGGUAGCCCCAGCUCUUUCUGGCAACGCCAACGCCUCUUGAUAAGUUCAGCCGCAUGCUUCCCAGGUUGUUACCUACCUGAUCUGCCAAGGGGAAGCUCGCUUGCAACACGUGCCGCUCAGUCGGGCCCUGAGCAAGUUCUCGGCUCUCACUGGUUGACAUAACUUUAGCAAACGUUGUAUGUCUCACGACUGCACCACCCGCGACCACUGCCGUGCGAACCGGGAAAGCAGCGUGGUGCAUAAGUCGGUGGAAAUACAUCCUUCGACACUGCAACUACUGUACUUCGAGUGGCUGGCUGCAUACAUGGCGCGCGCAACAGGCGCGUGACAGGCCGAUUCUGCGCCGCACGAGAAGAAAGCAAAAGCAGAAACAGGAAUAGCAGGAACAGGCAACUUGGAUGAGUUGUCUUCUCGUGUAGUCCUCGAUCUUUGGCUUUUUGAUAAGCUUCUAUUUUGGACCGUGCCUGCAUUGGCUCCAUUUAUUUAUUGGAUGGGCUUCACACGGCCAUUGCUGGCACUCAGAAUGGGAACCCAUUUCCCUGCAGCGGUCACCAAUUGGCGGAUGGGAGCUCAGUUUGAAGGUGUGCGGCUGGUGGUGAAUUGCCUGGCGAAGCUGAGGGCGACCACUGCUGGUUGUACAUGGAUACUCUGGCUUUCUGCGCGGGCCCGCCCCUCCACUGCAAUCUGCCUUGUUCAACACCAUCAUGUCCUUGUUACCCUCUUGUACCUUUGUCCUCAGGGACCUGAUUCUCGCGGUCACGGUCCAUCGCACCAUCGGAACACUGCCGGGCUGUCACUCGCAAGCCACCAGGAAUCUAUUGAACUCAAUAUUGUUUCUGCAACGCACUCUUAUCGUCAGAGGUGUUGCGAGAAUCGACAUCGACAUGGUUGGAACGCCCUCUUUGGGGCUUGGCUACUGUCCACUCUACUUGGGCGCCGGCGAUCAACGACUCCAGGUGAUCAAAAGACCAAAACCCUUCUGCCAAUCAUGCCAUAUACGAUGCAGUUAUCCUGAAUUUAGAGGCAGGUCCUGGAGCCACUUUCUCACCUUUUUAAUUCCCUCCUCUUGUCAGCCCUAACCCCAUUUCGCAUGGCCUUUUGACACGAGACCCCAGCUAACCUGGCCAUUUGCUCGAGAAGCAAAGGUAAGCUUUUUGGAGACGGUGGCUUUUUAGUAGAGUGACAUCGAAGCUUCAGCUAGGGUCCGGGUCACCAGCCAACUGGGAGGCUUGUCGUGUCUUCCUACCCCAGUGCAGAUGGGCAGAUGGGUCACCUCGGGUAUCCGCUUCGAGACAUCGUGGCGCGUGUCCCGUGUCUCACCAACACCGUUGACAUGUUUGUCACUUCGUUUACAGCACGCUGAAGUGCUGCUUGGAACUUCUCGCCUGUUUCGCCAGUUCAGCCUUGCCGGGGCCUGUCUGCUUUCCACUAGCAGUAGCUUGGGGCUCUGCGCCGAGUUUCUAUUAUUACGAGCGGCCCAUGAUGUACCAUCAAAUCAUGAGGCUUGUUUGGCCUGGCGGCGUGCCGGGUCUCUGGGGACGGCUUUUGAAGCCAAUCUCCCUUAGGAUUAAUCAACAUGGUUACAGACACGCGCCAAAAAGACGAUGACGGGGAGGUCUCCUGUUAUCUACAAGGUCACUUUACCCUGAGUUGAGGCUCUGUUGUUCUUCUUUCCUCUCGCUUCAUCAUUUCAGUCACUCGCUUACACUACGCUCCGGGGUGUGUUUGCCGUCUACACCAACGACAUCCUCCCUUAUCUAUAAAUCUGCCUGCCCAACCCAACUAAUAGUACCCUCUUAAACUACGCUUUUAACCUUUGAGACAUUUCCUACUCUUGAGAAGUCACGAAAAAAUGAAGUCAUUCAUCGGUGCCGUUGCCCUGUUCGCCGGCCUCGCCGCCGCCUACCCUGGCGAAGUUUUGCGCAAGCGAGCUCUUACCGAGCGAGACAGCGGAUGCCCGCGCGACCUCACACCGGGCCAAUAUGAGUUCCCUCACUACAUCACCCAGAUCUCCAAGUCGGAGCCAGACAAGGCGUUUGGCCCGCAAUACAACGGAGUGUUCACGCCCAACGACAUUGCGUCCAUCUUCAGCUUUGACGUUCCGGCCAGCCGCGCCGACGCCAACUGCACCCUCGAGUUCAUCUUCCCCCUGCAGUCGCAAUUGAAGACCUCGUCCUUCCAAUACGAAGGCGGCGGCAGCUUCUUCUUCAUCGGCUACAACCCAGGCAGCUGUCCCGGCCCCGAAACCACCUACAACAACCAGCCUGCUCCCGGUCCGUUCCCGCCUUUCCCGCCUAUCCACAUGGAACCGGGCAAUGCCUACACCAUCGAUGUCGGCCCUUGCUUCGUUGGUGCGGGUACCUGCGUCGCCGGUCAAACUUACACCAACGACACCUACUUUUCUUUCUUCCAGGAUCAGGAUGAGUGCCCUAUCGGCAUUUACACCGCCUAUGAGUAUGGUUUGCCUACUCCUGAAGGCGGCUUCGGUGCAUGAACUUUUCAUCAACCACCAUUCAAGGGACACCAACUCCCAUCAGUAAUGACAGCAGAACGCAAAAAAACAAAAACAUCAAUGACACGGCACUCUGUGGCUUUCACUUCGGCGUCGAUCCUUUUUCUUUCAUGACCGCUCCUCCAGCCUUGUCACACGUCGUUUGGAUCCUUAUGGCUUUCCCUCGGCGUGAUUGUGAGCGUGGGCUUUCAAAGUUAGCAACACAACAGGACUGAAUGGAGGGUGCCCGCUCAAGCUUAGUUAGUCUGAGGUCUGCCCUACGGCAUGCAUGCAACAUCGUUUGAAACAAAAACAGCCUAAUGCCUGUGCCCGUGCCUGCUGUGCUCGGGCUAAUUCAAUAAUGAUGAUUCUUCUAUCCAGCGUUGCAGGAGUAAAUGAGUUUUGUCUGCCCGAUUCAAGACUAAAUGUCCUACUUGUUGACACCACUAGAGUAGCCCCCCCUGAAAUGCUCGAUGUCAGCGUUGAUGCUCGAGUACAUUGAUGUCUUCAAUGAUUAUCUAUUUCAAGCCCGUCGUCACACACCCUCUGGCACAGCAGUAUAUUCCUUCGGGCUUUUUGAACGGGACAGUGGCACGUACUGCACUAUAUAAUCUCCAUCAUAGUCGGGAUUCUCUGAUUGAAUUUGAAUUUGAAAAUGGAGGACCAUCCUCGAACCGGAGGUACUCUGUGGCCGAGAACGCUACAUCAUAUCCCUUCAAAUCAUAGCGUACGGAAAAGGAUCCUCCUUCAGACACUAAUGCCAUGGCAAACAAUAUCACUGUCGCCAUUUUCUGUGGUCACCAAGUCCCGACCAGCAUUGACGAAUUGCAGCUAUUUCGACAGAGGCUCACGCGGACCCGCCACGUCCUCCGGCUAUCUGCGUUGGCGUCCGAGGCCGAUGGCAUAUAUGGACCAGUCCCUUGGUCCAUUUCCAGCUUUGGGCAAUAUAGUUUUGUGUGUCUGGAUCCUUGAACCCAACGUCCGACACCGGUGGACAUACAGACCAACAAGCCUAAACCUGCGGCAUACUGCAUGUCGUUGGGAAGGCAAGCUGGUGGGUCAAGGACCAUAGCACGGCGGACAUCAGACUUGAUGAACCACACGGUCUUGGAAAUAGGGACAUUGUCGAUGUUCCGAAGAAAGUUCAACUCUGCCCCGAAGCCGUAAAUGCCGCAUGAUGAGAGUAGAGAUUCUGACGCUUUCAGACAAUUUUUUCAGACACA
Exophiala dermatitidis NIH/UT8656 is the source of this 5480-nucleotide messenger RNA. RefSeq lists its product as uncharacterized. The record is from RefSeq and is a predicted model, not a curated record. NCBI's taxonomy places the organism in Eukaryota, Fungi, Ascomycota, Eurotiomycetes, Chaetothyriales, Herpotrichiellaceae. Bases 3619 to 4260 code for a protein of 213 amino acids. The transcript has a single exon.